UGUCAUAACAUUCCCGAGAGACGAGAAUGGCAUGUUGUAUUUGUUAUUAAAUCAAAGUAGUGUCUUGAAUAAAUAAUUACCGAUCCCCACCACGGAAUCCAGCUUUCACCAUGGGUACGGCGAUGUUCGCGCGUGUUACGUUCUAUCCCUCGUUACUUUAUAAUGUUUUAAUGGAAAAGGUGACUAGUAGACGAUGGUACGAUAGAAUGGAUGAUCAUGUUAUCCUUGGAGCCCUUCCUUUCCAGGGAAUGACAAAGCAGUUAAUUGAAGAGGAAAACAUCAAAGGUGUUGUUUCAAUGAAUGAGACAUAUGAAUUGAAGAUUUUUUCAAAUGAUGCUGGGAGAUGGCGUGAACAUGGUGUACAAUUUCUCCAAUUAGCCACAACAGAUAUCUUUGAAGCACCAGAUCAGGAUAAAUUAUAUGAAGGAGUCAGAUUUAUUAAUAGAUUUCUUCCAAGUAGUAAUAAGCUGUCUGGAUUACCCCUAGAUGACAAACAAACAAACAGCGGUACUGUAUAUGUACAUUGUAAAGCAGGAAGAACUCGAAGUGCUACGCUAGUUGGCUGUUAUCUUAUGAUGAAAAAUGGUUGGACCCCAAACGAGGCAGUUGAAUAUAUGCGGUCCCGAAGACCCCACAUACUUCUUCAUACGAAGCAGUGGCAAGCUCUAGAUAUAUUCCAUCAGAGACAUAUUAAAUCGUGAUAAAUUUUAUUGUUGAUAGUCAAAUAGAACAUUUAAUAAUACAAAAAAGACAAAAUAAGUAUAAAGAAAUACGACUUUUUUUAACAAAUAGGUCAGCCCCGCUACUAUAUAACUUCAAUGCGACUAUAUUAUUAAAAAUUUCACUAACAAAUAACCCUAAUGACGUCAUCUACCGACGAUAUUCCUUGAAUGCUUGUCAAACUGAAAUGUACGAAGAUUAUUCAUUGAAGUUAUGUGGUAAGCUUGCUGGUGGUUUUAAAUAGAAAGUAAUAUAAUUAUUGUAUGCAAUAUUAAUUUAUUUAUAUCGUAAUUGUUUAUUGGUUCAAAUAGUUCCGUCACUUUGUCUUAUGUAAAUAUAUAUUUUAUUUAGUAUUAAAUAAUUUGCCAUUUAUUUUAUUGGUGGCGGUCUAUAAAAAGGACUAGGAUUUUAAAUGCAAAACAAUGAUAAUAUAUAAAUAAUAUAAUAACAGCUUUUUUUUCUAAGUCCUGUAAUGUUAAUGGGCCAAGUACCAACUAGAAAGUUAAUUCGUUAUAAUGGCUAUCGACUGCGUGAUGUCGAAUACUAGAACUGAUUUUAUAGCACAAUCUUAUUAAUGAUAUUUUAUGAGAUAUCGUUAAAACUGAUAUUGGUCAUUCAAUAAAUAUUCAAACCCUCAUAAAAUGCACAGAAUUAUUACCAUUAUAGAUUAUUUUAAACAAUAAAGAAAUAUACUUUCAAAA
Messenger RNA from Pieris napi, 1421 nucleotides. RefSeq names its product phosphatidylglycerophosphatase and protein-tyrosine phosphatase 1 (gene PTPMT1). Gene Ontology annotation, biological process: protein dephosphorylation. Lineage: Eukaryota; Metazoa; Arthropoda; Insecta; Lepidoptera; Pieridae. The transcript has 6 exons. Gene Ontology annotation, molecular function: phosphatidylglycerophosphatase activity; phosphatidylinositol-4,5-bisphosphate 5-phosphatase activity; protein tyrosine/serine/threonine phosphatase activity. The record is from RefSeq and is a predicted model, not a curated record. Bases 111 to 701 code for a protein of 196 amino acids.